Anopheles stephensi (Asian malaria mosquito) is the source of this 679-nucleotide messenger RNA. RefSeq lists its product as uncharacterized. The transcript has 3 exons. NCBI's taxonomy places the organism in Eukaryota, Metazoa, Arthropoda, Insecta, Diptera, Culicidae. The record is from RefSeq and is a predicted model, not a curated record. The coding region runs from base 243 to 644 and encodes 133 amino acids.
CACUUGAAUGUGAAAAGUUUUUUUGUCUCACCAUCAGCAAUCACCUCGUGCCGUUAGAGCUACGCGUAGAUGAACAGGAAUGUUCCUGCUUUUGAGCAAACCGGCGUUGAAUUUAAACGGGAAUGUAAAGCUGGUAAAGCUGGUAUUGCAACAAUUCCGAUUCCUUUGCAGCACGCGUUUGGUUAAUAAGUCGGUAAAGAGAUAGAAUAUAGGACCAAAGAUCGGUUGUACAUAGCACCACGAUGGGGUAUCCGUUCCGACGAUGGGAAGACAGUGUGACUGACUGCUGGUGCAUAGUAGAUGCACAGCGCAUUGCAUACCAUCAUCGCACAUACACCAUGAAACGGCGCGCGGUACGCCGGUACACGCGCAAACAACACGCACCCAUUCGCGUAUCAACCACCGUUGCGCAAAGACCAAAGGCAGCGCCAGUGUGCCGUGGUGCCGCAGAGAAAAACCGGCCUGCUGUGAACGCGUGCACGUGCUUCUCGCAAGGAAAACGUCGAAUGCGCGAGCUAUGUUUGUGUGCGUGUAGUGGUGUAGUUUUCAAACUGUGGGGAAGCAAGUGUCCGUGCUACACGCAAUUGUUAUCCUUUUUUAUUAUGUUUUUUGUACAUCGAAGUAUGCAACGAUUCACGGGGUAGUGAGAAGGGAUGUGAGUGAAGCAAAGGGCGAACAA